AUGCAUAUGGUACAAUCAGUAGUACCAUCCGCUUCUCCAUUAAUUUUGUCAGUUUACGAAUCAAACAACAAAUUUACAACAACAGAUAUUUCAAAGAGAUGGUUAUAUAUCUACAAUCAGGGUUUUAUUCAGGGUAUACGUGUAAUAGGUUUUAGUUCUGAUGGUGAUCCACGUUAUCUCAGAACAAUGAGAUUAUAUAUUCGAUUUUUUGCUGAAUUACCUAAUUUAAAUCUAUUUAAACAUAAUGAUAAUUUUGCAUGUGAAAACACUUUUCAUGUCUUUCGUGCUUUAUCAGGUCCUUAUUCAUCAAUCACCAAUUGUACUGUAAAGUCGUUUAUAAAGAGAUAUGAAAAAAUAUCGAUUAUCAAUGCAAUUAAAAGUCGUGAAGGACAAAUAAAUGAUUAUAAUUUUAAAUUUCUACAACAUCAUAAGAAUGACGAAGAAAUAUAUAAUUAUUCAACAAAUCCUAUCAAACAACUGAAUUUAACAGAAUCUGAUAUUGAAAAGAUUAUAGAAAAUGCAUUCGAAUCAGCUAAAAAAUAUGCCACAAUGGUCAACAUGAUCAGGCUAUUGAUUAAUAAAAAUACAUACACAUUACCUGAAUUAAGUCAGUUUAUAAAAAUUAAUAUAAGCAAAUCUUCGUCAAAGGUAGUAGAUUAUACAGAAGGUAUUAAUCUUGAUGAAGAUAGUGAUGAAGAUGAAUUACAAGGUGAACCAAAUGAUUCAGAAGUAGUUGAUGAUAAAGAUCAAUUAUCGACGAAUAAUACUGAUGAAGAAUAA
Rotaria sordida is the source of this 780-nucleotide messenger RNA. The record is from the annotation of a GenBank genome assembly. Lineage: Eukaryota; Metazoa; Rotifera; Eurotatoria; Philodinida; Philodinidae.